CUUUCUCUCGUGUCAAUGUUUAUGUUGUUGUAAUCAUCAUUACUGUAAUGCUAGCGAGUGUGUGAAUUGUACAGGUCAACGUGCUAAACAGUUUGUUUUUAAAUUUUAAAUAUUUUAAAGAGGAUUUUUUGUGUACAAUCAUGGUAAAUAAUUCGGUUGACGAACAGGUUUCACAUUUGAUUGCUUUAUUAAACCAGAAUGAUACUUCACUGAAUGCCUUCGUAAGCAAUUUACAGAAACUAACAGCCUUAAUGCGAUCUCCUGAAACAAGAUCUGAUCUAAGAACUGAAUAUUGGAGUCCCAUUGAAAUUCUCGCAAAAGAAGGGAGACAGAUUUUAGUCAAGACUGAUAUAUCUGAAGAUGAAUUAGAUUUUAUAACAGAGCUUUUGCGAUUUCUUAGAAAUAGUUGUGGAGGAUUAUGUGAAAAUCUGAAUUUUGUGCUCAACAACAAUGAAUUAAUUAGCUUUUCUAAGGAAUCAUUGAAAUGUUUUAUACCAAAAGAACAACAGAAAGAAAUAAUUUCUCUGAAGAUUAGUAUUCAGUUGUUUGGAAAUGCUCUUCUUAGCAGUGAACACUCUAAGCCUUUAGUAUGGAGUUAUUUCUUCAGAGAAAAUAUUUUUGGCCAUUUGCUGCAGCAUAAAGAUAUGACAAUCAGAGAGUGUACUUUAAUGGUUUUAUUCAACAGCUUGACAGAUGAAAAUAUUGAAUGCAUUUUUAGCACUGUAGAAGGCCAUAAAAUACUUCUUUCUGUUACUGAUACAUUGCUUAGCAGUCCAAUAGAUUGGGGUGUACUUUUUAUUGAACACUUAUUGAAUCGAGAGGACUUCAUAGAUCGCUGUUAUGCUACUUUGCCUUUAAAAAAUCGGCUUCUUAUUUUAGACAUAAUGGAAGAAAGACUGAAAAAUAUACAAGAUGACCAUUCUUUUUCUAUUCCUGGUGGAUUAAUAGGGUCGCUGAAAAAUCUUUUCUUGCAAAAUAUCACUCAGAUAUGUAAUAUGAAAGAUUCUGAUAUAGAACCAGCAGAAACAGUAAGCAUGCUUGCCAUCUUGUGUUCGGCUUCUAUUUGUGAUGCCUAUGUGUCAAUAUUGCAAAACAGCAAGGAUUUAUUACAAACAACUGUAGAAACUCUAAAAUGUAUUCACCUAUUGGGCAAAGAAGGUGUGAAUGUUUUCUCAUCUAUGCAAGAGCUGAAGCACCAGGUUGAUCCUCAAUUGAGUAAAGACAUUGCUUGCCAUCCUUUGUAUGGAUUCAAGAAAAACUUAAUCAGAUUGAUAGGAAAUGUCUGCUGUGGUUGCAAAGAAAAUCAGGAUUUGGUGAGAAGGUUAGAUGGCAUUCCAUUGAUUCUCGAUUGCUGCAAAUUUGAUGCGAAAAAUCCAUAUAUUACACAAUGGUGUAUACUUGCUAUCAGAAAUCUUUUAGAGAAUAACCUAGAAAAUCAAGCAGUUAUCGCUGGCAUAUCAGCAACUGGCGAAAUUGCUGACACUAAACUUUUGAAUGAAAUGGGUAUUCAAAUCCAUAGUGAAAAUGGGAAGAUCCACUUGAAUUCAUGGCCUUUUGCUUCCAGAAAUUGAAUGUUAUUUCUGCUCAUGUAGUCUUUCCUUUUCAUGACUGUUAUAAAUUUGAAAAUAUGGAUGUGGAUAUGUUUCUAGUGGAAUAUCAUUUUUUAAAACAAUAAGAGAAUAAUGCAAUUUUUAUGGUUCCAUUUCUCAUUUUUUCAUUUUAAAACCAAUAAAAGUGUAAAUAUAUUAAAAAUAGUGAGAUUGUAAAUUUUUGUAUACUUUUAAAGUUUUGUAAUAGUAAUGUCUAUAUAGUUUUGUAUAGUAAUGCUUUUGUAAUGAUAUUUAUCUUGUGAGAAAUUCUAUUAAUUUAAAGAUCAAUAUGAGAUAAAUAGGCUGAGUCAUGUAUCUGUUUUUUAUGGAAAAAUCUAAAUACUGUUUUCUAAAUAUAUUUAACUGAGGUGUUUAUUUAAAAAAAAAUGGGCAAUAUAGAGUAGACAUGACAUAUUUCUACAGAAACAUGGAUUUCAGAAUUUUUGGACUGGAAUUUCAUUUUUCACGAAAUCAAUGAAUUUUCUUUUAUGUAAUAAUUCUACAUUGUUUUUAAUAUCCAGGCUUUUUAUAUACUUUAUUUAUUUUAUUGUUCAAAUAAUCAUACCUAUUUUAUUUCUCUUUAUUAAUGCUCGACAUGAUUCAUUAUUUAAAAUGUUCAACAUUUUUUUUUUCUUUUCAAACCUGCGUCAUGACUGAUUGAAGCAAUCAUAUUCUUUUAGAAAAUUAAAUUUUUCAUUUCAUUGACUUUCUGGAAGAGUAAUUCUCAUUUCUGCAUUGUUGAGUUUUAUUUCAGUUUUUAAAAAAAGGUUUGGCAAUUGUUUUCAAUAGCUUUUUGAAAUUAAACUUUAUAAAGAUACACUUCUUAAAAAAUUGCAGCUGUUUUUGUAGUAAGAUUUUAACAAUCUUACACCAUGCUUUUUUCCCCCCGUCACUUACUUUUUUAUAAAACAUAUUUCUAUGGGGUAAAUAUUCAAACAAAAAAAAUUUAAAAAAUUAAUCUUUAAAUUUUCAAAAUUAUUUGUUUUUUUUAAUCCAUUUUAGUUUAUUUCCAUGCUGUUUUCUGGAGACUGGUGCUUGAACUUGAAUUGUACCUGCUUCUAGACUAGUUUUUUGAAAGAUCAAAUACUGAUUACUAGAAAGUGGCAUGGCAAAAUAUUAUUGAUUUUUAAUAUUUAUCGUAUAUGUAUCAAUAGUUUGAGUAAAGAUUUAUAUUGAUUGAAUUUAUGUAUUUAUUGAAUAUUUUCAAAAUUCAUAAUCAGAGAAAAUACUUUGUAUACCUAUAUUAUUUAAAUCAUACUAUACAAAGAUCUGUGUAAAUAUUCAUUUAUCAUAACACCUCAGGAUUAUGGCCUUGAAGUUUAGAGUAAAUAAAUAAGAAUAGAAUAUUUGAGUCCAUAUUUAAAUGAGAUUUAAUGCUGUAGUUAAAUUGUAGUUCAAAAUCUAUUUAAAUGAUUAUUUAUGGAGAUAAUGUCCAUAUUUUGUAAUAUGCCAAAAAAUAUUUUUAUUUGUAAUCUAAUUUCAUCUUUUUGUUUUGCAAUUUUUUUCAGUUAGUAUAUGGAUAUUUUAAAAAAUAUUUCUAAAUAUACUUUGACAGUUUAAGCUUCUAAGGUCUUUUAAUUUAAUGCAGCAUUGAGUUGUUUGUAUUUUUUCCUUUUUUUUUAUUUCGAUGAAUGAUGAGUUUUUAUCUGCAAUGAAAAUAGAAGUAUUUCAUAUGCAUUUUAUUUAACUUUAAUUAAGUUGUGAAUGAAUUCUUUAUUUGAAGUCAUUGUAUGGUCUCCUUAUCUGUUGAAGAA
Messenger RNA from Argiope bruennichi, 3343 nucleotides. RefSeq names its product ataxin-10-like. The record is from RefSeq and is a predicted model, not a curated record. The transcript is spliced from 11 exons. NCBI's taxonomy places the organism in Eukaryota, Metazoa, Arthropoda, Arachnida, Araneae, Araneidae. Gene Ontology annotation, biological process: neuron projection development. The coding region runs from base 141 to 1571 and encodes 476 amino acids. Gene Ontology annotation, cellular component: cytosol.